Messenger RNA from Cherax quadricarinatus, 2812 nucleotides. The record is from RefSeq and is a predicted model, not a curated record. Lineage: Eukaryota; Metazoa; Arthropoda; Malacostraca; Decapoda; Parastacidae.
AGGACCUUUGCGCCAGCCUUCGUUGGGUGUGAACGUCUCUCUCUCGCCUGAGUAUCAAUGACAGAUUUCCCCCGUCCUCUCUGGGACGCUUGUCCUCAUUUAUUUUGACCGCCGGGCACUCUACAGGAGGGGCACCUGUUCAUCGGCUUUUAGGCAGCUCCAUUUUUUUCCGCUCUGCGGAAAAUUCUUUAUCGGUCUUUGGUGGAAAGCCGGUCACUGAACUUAGGUGGGAGUGUGGGCGUCCCUCUCUGCUGGGGCUUGGCAAGGGUGUCCACCGGAUCUAAUUGGAAACUUCAAGUUUCUAUCUCUGUUUACAAAGGAGCUUUUGUUCCUUUUCUCUCAUGGCCCAGCCCUGAGCAACAAAUCUUCCUCGUACCAUCGAGAAGUCGGGCUGGAUACGGCUUAUACUGUCAGCGGCCCUGAUAAACACAACAAAGGCAGCUGGUUUGUUGUUCAUCCCUUGCUCGUCAUGUGAGCGAAGAAAAAUACCUGUUGUGCUUGUUUACAUAGUAACAAAUAGGAUUUAAUAUCGAGAUUAUCAAUUUGGUUGAACUAGGUCAUUUACCUAUUAUUCAAGAACAAGUCAAAUAAAAAAAAAAAAUUCUGAAUAUGCCAGCACAGGACAACCAUCAUGAAAAACACAGCAUAUGGCAGAGAAAAAACAACACUCAGAGAGCUGCUGGAUGGUUAGAGGAAGAAACAAUAGAGCAAUGUGACAGCCCACAAGAUAAACAGGAUAAUGACACACGAGAGGACAUUAUAAUUGACUUUGAUGAAUGUCAGAGUCCAAGAAGUGUUGAUAGUGAACUAAAUAUUGAAGAGGUAGAAGAAAGAAGACCAAAAUAUGAUGGUUACGCUUCAUAUAUGAAGAUAAAUGAGCAACCACAUAAUGAUCAGGAGAGAGAAAUAUCCAGCAGCAGCUGCCAUCUACCUCUUGAGGUGUGGAGAAGGCGUACUGGUACGCCUGACACAGUCAGUAGUAAGAGGAUGAUACAAACUGAGAGGAAAACUAUCCUUUAUGGACAGACUCCAGCUGCUAUGUGCCAAAUCCAAUUAAGAGCCAUGGCACACGCUGCAGGAAUGCCGGUGCGAGAAUUUGCAGAACUUGUAUUGGCAGGCGAUACACAGGAACAUUUGCAGCUUCUUAGACAGUACCACACUCCAUGCCUGCCUCAACUCUCACAGUUAUUUGACGAGCUGGAUGUCUGUGCUUUGUCAGUGAACCCCUUAAAACAAAAAAUCAGUCGCAGGAUCUCCUUGGAUGAUAGUACAGAAAUUGCAAAUAGAGCAAAUACUGCCUCUGGAAGAAACAUUGGGAGAGCCAAGCAAAAUAAAUCUAACAAGCAAAUACCAGUUGCAAGUACUAGUAGAGAAAAUAGAACAUUAAAAAAAACAAGUGUUGUGCAAACUGUGGAUAUGACCAACUGCAAAAGAGUCAACUGUGUUCAAGAGACAAGGAAGAAGGGAUUUGAUACAGCUUCAAGAGAGGUGAUAAAAAGUGCCAUAACUGUCAUACCCGAGACAGAGAGUGAUACAAGUUCAAACAGUGAAAGUGAUUCUGAGCUAAGUGUUAGUGAUUUCAUUCCACCCUCACCAUCAUCGAAUGAAAAUCAACUGGCACUUGUGAACACAGUAAAGCUUCCAGUUUAUACUAAAAUUCAUAUUAAUACUAACUCGUGUUCUCUGUUAUUAUCUGCUCCUUCAGCUUCAAACUCCCCAGAGAGAUCAACCCUAAAUGAUGUAAAUUCAGUGGAAAGACAACAGAAUCGUGCCUUUGAAAAUCUUGCUCAACAAACUAAUACAGUGUGCAACAGCGAUUACAAUAAAGUGUUGGAUGAAAUAUUAUUUGAAGAUGAAUCAUUAACUCAACAACUCAAGACAAAUAAAUUUCUUGAGGAACAAAUUGUGGGAAGCAAUUUGAAAUACUGUAAUCCCCUGGAAAAAAUGAAUAAAGAUUUUAAUUUCCUUUCAGGGAAAGCAGAUUUGUGUAAAAACAAUGUUGGAAUUACUAAAAAGAAUUCAAGACAUUACAACACAGUGUUGGAUACUCUCAUGUUUGGGGAUUGCUCUUCUCCUUCAGCUUCACAGCCAGAGCAAAAUGGUGAGACCUCAAUCAGUAUUAGUCAGACACCACCAUCCAUUACAAUAUCUCAAGAUAAUUCUUCAAAUAAAUUCAGUGACCACUCAACUCGCAUAAUUGAUGAAUUAUUUGGUUCACUCCCAGAGAAACUCGAUGAAGAACAUAAUGGGAAGGUUGAAGAAAGGCCUGGUGCAGUUGAGGUUCAGAGAAGGCAGAGGCCUUCUACAUUAUCUACAGUGUUGAAUGGAUCUCCUUGGGCAAGUCUUGGAACGUAAUAUAAUUUAUACAGAUAAACACUUGAAAUGAUACUAUGAAAACAUUAAUUUUAGUUCUGAAGAGACUAUUGCAUAUGAUAAAAUUUAAAAUUCAUGCAAGGACACAGUAAUCAUUUUACUGUGUCCUUGCUUAUACAGUGGACCCCCGCAUAACGAUCACCCCUGAAUGCGACCAAUUAUGCAAGUGUAUUUAUGUAAGUGCAUUUGUACGUGUAUGUUUGGGGGUCUGAAAUGGACUAAUCUACUUCACAAUAUUCCUUAUGGGAACAAAUUCGGUCAAUACUGGCACCUGAACAUGCUUCUGGAGUGAAAAAAUAUCGUUAACAGGGGGUCCACUGUAUAUGGCUACAGAAUUGAGUCCUAACUCCUAGUUCUACCACUGAACUUCCUCCUUGCCAGAUUUUCUAUUCUCAAAGGUUUUAUAGUACCUGCUCAUAAAUCUAUGUAUAGAGGCUGC